AUGAUUAGAAAGGGAACCUCCUGUCUGUCACAACAGAACCGGUCCGAGCCCGGAGAAUCAAACCGGGCCGGUGAGGGUCGGUGAGUUUGCAGAACCAGGACAGUUUUUCAGACCCAGUGUUGGGUUUAAACAGAAACUGGUCUGGAUACUAAAAGGGGGUCUGAAGGUCCUCCCUCAUGAGGUUCUGAGACUCUUGUUGGUUCUUCCUGCUCUCUGGUUCAUGUUUCUGCAGCUUUUAACUCUUUAAUGUCUGAAAACACAAAUUAUCGACAGAAAAUCCUAAAAUUUUUGGAGCUGAAAUGUUGAUUUAACUUUUUACUGAAAACCAAAACAAUGAAAAUAUCCUUAAAAUCUAACAAAUGAUUUUAUUUAUUGAUCUCGUUUGAUCCAUUAGAUCUUUUUGGAAACUGAUUAAAGGACAUUUUUAUCAUUGAUCUGUAUUCAGGUGUUUUAGUAAUCUGUUGAUCAUACUGAUUGAUAGAAGUAUCAUGAAAGUAUAGAUCAAAUUUGACACCAAAGGCAAUAAAGGGUUAAUGGUCCAAGACUUGAUCUGAAGGGGGAACUGGACUCUGCUGAAGAAACUUCUGGAGGAUCAUCUGCAGAAGUUUCCACUCGUCCCUGAAGGUCAAUCAUCGCUGUGAGUAUUUAAGUCCAAACAUCAGGCAGGAGAGGGGUCAGAUAAUCCUCAACCCUGGUUUUUAAAAUCCUCCAAAGUAAUCAGACUAUGUAGUCUCAGGUGACCUUGUCCUCAGACCAGGACCAGGACCAGGACCAGAACCAGAGAGUGAAAACAAGGAGAAAGUUGGAGCAGAAUAAAGAACACGAACACUGAAGAGUGACUGUCCUCCAAUCACUGUGAGAGCCUCCUGCAGAUUAACCUCCACGAUGAAGAUGAAGAUGAUGAUGAUGAUGAUGAUGAUGGUGAUGAUGAAGAUGAUGAUGAUGAUGAUGAUGAUGAUGAUGGUGAUGAUGAUGAUGAUGAUGAUGAUGAUGGUGAUGACCUCAGUCUGUUAAUAUAUUAAAUUAUAAUCGGACUUUAGAUCCGCUCACACUGACGUAGGAAAAGGUCGGAGGUCGCCGCACUUUUUAUCUCACAGUCAGUUUUUUUUUGGUCCACAGAUCAGCGAGAGAAGAGGCUCACGUCUCUGUCAGAGGGGCUGAACAUAACGAUGUUUUUAAUCAAUGAAUCUAACGAUUAUGUUUUUGAUCAGUGGACUAAUCUAUCGACUAAUUUAUUAAUUAUUCUAAUGAUUAUUUUUUUCACAAAGAACUUCACGUUUCUGUUUAUCUAAAGUCGACUGUCAGUCACACUCAGACAGAAACCUUCACUCAGAGCUGGACGACAAACUGUGAAUCUCAGUUUAACGUUUUCAGGUAACCAGCCUGAUCGGUUAUUGUUGCUUAGCAACCUCCUUUAACAGGUACGCGCUCACCUUCCUCUGAGUUACAGUGACUGUCAAACAAUAAAAAACAUUCAGACCAUCUUUGAUUGUAAAGUGAGAAAGUCAACCAACCAUAAAGGCACAUUAUGUCGCAAUGCAUUGUGGGCCGUGGUCGGCAUAAUGCUGACAACAGUGUUUGUUUACAUCGCUCAGUACGACUAGAUAACAGCGUUUUAUGUAAUCGGUCGUGACGCACCGCCACGGUCAAAUAAAAGCCGCCACUCUUUAAAAACGAGUUUUUUUUUCUUCUGUGACUCGACCUCAGACUCACGUGUUUCCUCCAAACUUCAGUCUCAGCUCAGCAGACCUGGUUCAAUGUUCUCAGCUUCUUCUCUUUACCAGCCAACAUGAUCCAACAUCUCCUCCCUCGACAGGUCUCUGAUCUCCACCAGGUUCGACUUUUCACUUCUGAACAUCUCAUCUCCACAGUUAUCAAGACGACAACAGCAGAACAAACACAGCGUCACAAAGAAGACCUCCAAGAAGACCUCCAUGAAGAUCUCCAUGAAGACCUCCAAGAAGACCUCCAUGAAGAGCUCCAUGAAGUCUGACCUCUGUCAGGAUCCACCUGUCUAA
This is a messenger RNA of Xyrichtys novacula (pearly razorfish), 2018 nucleotides long. The record is from the annotation of a GenBank genome assembly. NCBI's taxonomy places the organism in Eukaryota, Metazoa, Chordata, Actinopteri, Labriformes, Labridae.